GGCGUCUUCCUCCCCUGGGCUGUUCCGGAUGAGACGCCUCCCUCCCUCCGCCCCUCUGAUCCUCUUAUCAGCGAGUAAGCGGCCAAGAUGGAUGUUGUGAAUCAGUUGGUGGCCCAAGGGCAGUUCACGGUACUCAAACAACCGUUGGGAUUUAUCAAAAUUCUACAGUGGAUCUUUGCAAUCUUCGCCUUCUCGACAUGUGGCAGUUACUCUGGCAUGUUCAAGAUGAGCGUGGAGUGUAAAAACCGGACGGAGAGUGACCUAGGCAUAGAAGUAGAAUUUGAAUAUCCGUUCAGGCUCCAUCAGGUUUACUUUGAUUCCCCGACCUGUAAGGGAGGAAACAAAGAGCGUCUAUUCCUGGUCGGGGACUACUCCUCCUCAGCUGAGUUCUUCGUCACCAUCGCUGUCUUCUCCUUCCUCUACUCAAUGGCAGCCCUCUCUGCAUACUGUUUCGUACUGGAGAAGUACCGUGAAAACUGCAAGGGGGCCCAGAUUGACUUUGUUGUGUCUGCGGUAUUUGCCUUCAUGUGGCUGGUCUGUUCAUGUGCUUGGGCUAAAGGCCUGUCAGAUGUGAAAACAGCCACCGAUCCAGAGAGGGUCAUCACUCUCAUCUCAGCCUGUGACGAAGAAGAGACUCGCUGCCGUGAAGUCCACGACCCCAAGGUCUCCGGCCUCAACACCUCUGUGGCUUUUGGUUUCAUCAACCUGAUCCUGUGGAUCGGAAACCUGUGGUUCGUGUUCAAGGAGACCGGCUGGAUGGCUGCCCUCUCUGGAACAUACGUCCCAUCACAGGAAAAGCAGCCCGCCCCCGAUGCCUUUGCCCAGGGAGGCUACGCUCAGCAGGACCCCUACGCCGGCUCCCAGGGAGGGUACCAGCCCGAAUACGGGCAGCAGGGCUACAAUGAGGAAGGAGGAUACAGCCAGGGCUAUGAGCAGCAGCCGCAGCCCACCUCCUUCGCUAAUCAAAUGUGAGCCUGUCCAGCCAAACCACAGCUGCAGGAUGGUUGAGCUUGUGAUGUUGGAGUGUGGCUCUCGACCACCACCUGCAUUUCCACACUCCUCUGUUUGUCUGUUUGUGUAUUUGUGAGUUGACAGGCGGAGGGAGGGAGGCAUGGAGGGCAGAAACUGGUGAGGCCUGGGGAGGGGGACACUACCGGGGGAAUGGGGUCUUUGCUGUAACAUGAUGUUUAUUCUCGUGAUGUAUUUAACUGUAGAAGACAACAGAGGAUUGUCUGUUUGGUUAUACGAGAAAAACUUGAAUACAAAUACCAAAACAUUCGUUGGCGAACAUUUAACUGAAAUCUUGUAAUGGAAAAGACUUACAUUUAUGGGGAAAAAAAGUUGUAGUAAUAUUUAACUUGGGAGAAUGUAUUUGUCUGUGCUGUGUAAAUAUCAACAUGCUGAUAUAUAUAUGAUUAUAUGUACACAGUUGAAUAAUUGUGCACUCCAUAAAAGUUGUUAUACAACAAAUGUUGAGCACAGAGUUAUUCAAUUGCAUUUACUUUGGUUCUGUUUAGGAGCUCACAUAGUUUAGCCUUUGCCCUUCAAUCCCCUUAAAUUAUUCACACCAUAAGUUUUUAAUUUAUUCAUCUCAGAAUCUAUAAACAUCUUUUCACGUUUUUGUUCUUCUCAUUUGAUCAGCAUCACUGACAGGAUUUAAGAAAGGGGCUAAAGGCUGCUCAAAAUAUGAUGGCAAAUGUUGAAAGAAAAUAAUUAAUAUAAACAGUGAGAGUAAGAGUAAUUUAUUAUAACAUAGUGAAUAGAUGAUAGUAGUGGGUUUUAAGUAGGUUGUUUCAACUUUAUUUAUGUUUUUAUAUACAUUUAUUCAUCAAAUAUCACUGUCAAGUGAGGAUGAACUCUUGUGAUACACAGAACAUUUUAAAUCCUGACAUGUAAUAUAAAAAAUUGCAUAGGGUCACGAAAAUUAGUGAGCAUGGUAGCAUCUCAUAUUUGCUGUGCUGUUUCAAAAACUGCUAUAGUGUGCUAUCAGUAUGAAAAUUGUGAAUCGGGGCCAGUGAGCAACAGAUUUAGCGACGUGUGUGUUUGUUUGUUUGUUUGGAUUUAUGUAAUGGCAUCAGACUAAUUUUGUCUAUGAACCCUCGUCCUGUUUUGAUCGCCUGUUAUGUGGUCCGGAAAGUUGUAAGACAGAGUCAUAUAGUUUUUUAACCGGUGUUUCUAUCACACUGUAAUCAGUGACCUACAUACACACGUUAACAUUUAGUCGGCAAAUGAGAAUAAAGUAUAUUAAAGACCUUGCAUAGUACAACACAUAUUAUUACGAGGCGGUCUGAACAAUAUGACUCCACAUGUACUCCUCCUGCAUCCUCGAUCCUUCUUCAUCUCUUCUCUUUCGGAGGGUGAAUUUACUGCAUGCAUCCUUAUAUCCUGAAGCAUUCCUAAACAUGUUUGAGAGGCUGAGGCUUAAAGCUGCAGGAAAGUUAGACUACACAGUAACACCGUGCUAUGUUUUGAUCCAUCAUCGUGGUUACUGCUCAGCGCAUACAGCAGCUCUGCUAUAUUCUACCCAAAGCACAAAGUAGGUGCCGUAAUAAUCACUUCCUUCCAGAUAUAAAAUACCUGUCCUACUGCCAAUCCUCUGUUUGGAUAUACAAGAUUGCCAAAUGGUAAGAGAUGUGUCUUGAUUGGUAGUUUUGCUUCCACAGUCCUCAUCAGGAUGACUUGUUGUCCAUCUCCAGUAUAUAUUGAUCCAUUGCACAGCCUUGGUUUCACUUUUUUUUGUUUUAAAUCAGGGUUCUUUGAUUGAGGCGUGUAGAAGCACCUGCUUUCUCUCUUCCUCUAGUCCCCCCACCUGUUUUUUCUCUCUCUUUCUCUCUGUCUUUCUCUCUCUUUCACUGUAGCUCUUAUAAAUAUGCUGAAAUGAAAUAUACUCUGUUGUUAGUGGUGAAUGAUGUCUUGUGAUACUCUCUCUACGCCUUUGGAUAGUGCUGUGUUUAUUGUGUAUGAUGUAAUCAUAUUAGUAUUUAUGAUAAUGAUAAGUCAGAGAAAAAAAAUAUCCAAGACUCCAAAAUUCUGCUGUAUUCUUAUUAUAUGGGAUCCAUGUGAAACAAAAUGAAAUAAACUUGAAAUUAUUCUGUUGCAGGUUAAAA
Anarrhichthys ocellatus (wolf-eel) is the source of this 3107-nucleotide messenger RNA. It is a transcript of the gene sypb, whose product is annotated as synaptophysin b. The coding region runs from base 88 to 972 and encodes 294 amino acids. Lineage: Eukaryota; Metazoa; Chordata; Actinopteri; Perciformes; Anarhichadidae. The transcript has 7 exons. The record is from RefSeq and is a predicted model, not a curated record. Gene Ontology annotation, cellular component: presynaptic active zone; synaptic vesicle membrane; synaptic vesicle.